Molecule: messenger RNA, 1725 nt
Organism: Chara braunii
Lineage: Eukaryota; Viridiplantae; Streptophyta; Charophyceae; Charales; Characeae
Source: the annotation of a GenBank genome assembly
UCAAGAUUCUUUUUGUGUGUUUCCUGCGCGGCACCUACUCGUCGUCAUUCUGCUCCUCCUCCUCCAUCUCCCCGUCUCUUCGCUGGUGCCGUUGCCCUGCUUCAGCGCGUCCUACGGAUCGUCCCCGUCUUCUUCCUGUGCUGUUCACGUCCGCCAUAUCCCGCCGUUCUCACUCCUCGAUCCCCUGCUGCUUCGACUGCUCCUACUCCAUUCUUUUCUUCGUGUUCUUUUCUGAAGAAACUCCGGCCGAUCUUCGACUAGUCUACCUCACUUGCCCAUCCUCUACCUAGCCCUAUCGCUGCCUCCCGUAGUGAUCGUCCCUGGGACUGGCCAGCUAAUCCGUGGCCCAUUAGGUUCCACCUUGGUCCCGAUUCAGGUCUGUUUGUUGGGACUAAGAUUGUCAGCUGUUCGGGAAGACAGAAGCGUUCACAUCUUGCCAAGCACGCAUGCACGCAACGAAGGAAGGAGCAAAGGAAGAACGCAAGGAAGGACGCAACUUACGCAAGUCGGCGGCGGGAGGCGCCUGCCCUGCCUCGAGCAUCCCGACGACGAGGUACGGGACACAGUAGCUUUGCACCGUCGGGAUCUCUGUGUUUUCAUCAUCAUCAGCCCCGACCAGUGGGUCGGCAUCCUGAUCCGAUUCGGCGCUAUGGCUCCUGCGAAGGACAGGAUGUCUCCGGCCGUCUUGUUGAUCACGUUCGUGGUGAUGGCUAUGGCUUCUUCCUUGCCUGUCGGAGAAUCGGCGGUGACAGUGAGCAAGGUCAGCUUCCCCGGGCCCGGCAGCGUCACUUUAUCCGCCGUACGGUACGAGCCGGACGGAUUUUCUGGCGGGAGUAACUUUCCCGCCGUGGUGAUGAUGCACGGCUGCUCGGGGAUGUGGUCCAACAAUAUUGUCGACGCGGCGAACUCAAACGGCACGCCGAAUCUUCAGAAUCAGAUCGAGAAGUGGGGGCUGAAGCUGGCGGGCGUUGGCGCUGUGGCGCUGGCCGUUGAUAGCUUCACGCCACGCGGCCUGCUCACACAGGCGGAGCAGAAUCAGUGCGGAGGCACCAGCUCUGUUGAUCCCUACACGACACGUGUCCAGGAUGCUCGGCUUGCGCACUCCUACCUGACCGGUCUGGCUGGAUCUAAGGUCAACGGAGCGUCUGUGGCGCUUCUUGGCUGGUCUCACGGCGCGCAGUCCACGCUCGUCGAGGCGGCCGCUACGCCACGCGACAGCACCUCCGAGCGACUGGUCACAGAGCACAUCUUCGCCGCGAGCGUCGCCUUUUACCCCGGAUGCGGCACGGCCCUAGGCUUCGGAUCGACGGUCGCCGGAAGCUACUGGAGACCCUACCGGUCCUUGCAGCUGCACGUAGGGACUGCUGAUGGCUUCUACAGCAACUGCCAGACGCGCGCCACGAUCGCGCAAGGAAGUCCGUACAAUGCUGACGUGGCAUUCUUUGGCUAUUCGGAUGCGGCGCACAGCUUUGACGGCGUGUCGCAGACAUGGGCGAGUUCCAAGUGCACGGCCGCUGAGAUCCCGACCAAACCCGACGAGUGCGCGAUGAGAGCCGGCGACAUCGACGGCCUGGCAUUCCUCAAAACCAAGCUCGGUCUGUCUUAGAUCGGUGGCAAGGGGUUAAGGAGGAGGGGGAGGGGGGGGGGGGGGGGGGGAGGGAAAAACACUCGAAAACAAUUGCUUGUUUGCCUGUCAAAUUUUGACAAUCAAUAGAUCGAGAAAAC